AUGAACUGGUUCAUAAUCAUUUCUUUAUUCUUCAUUUGGAAUUUCCAAGAAUGUCACUGCUGUGUGAAAUGGAGAAGGAGUGCAGAUUAUUGCGAGUGCUCCGAUGUUACUGAUAUCAUUCUUCCCUCAUUUGACACUGAUAGAAAUGACAUACUAAUUAGUGAGAAAGUUGGUUGCGUUAGAAAUAUUACUUGCCAAGAUAGUUAUUUGACGUAUGGCACAACUACUUUUAGUACAUCGGAAAUCGUUCGCCCUGCUGAUAGUCAUAAAGAUAGUAAAGCAUAUCUGAACAGUGCUAAUCUUCAAACUGGCGUACUAACAGGAUCUGUUGAUGUAUAUUCUUUGUUUGGAGUUACAUGUGAGAACAAGAAAUGGUAUGCAACCAAAUACCCUUUCGGAAUACAUUAUUAUACGAAUGACUCCAAACAAAAAUUCCUUUAUGAAGGUUUGGAUGGAAAAAGAUCGGAAAUCGAAAGUAUUGUGUGGUAA
Caenorhabditis remanei is the source of this 489-nucleotide messenger RNA. RefSeq lists its product as uncharacterized. The transcript is spliced from 3 exons. Bases 1 to 489 code for a protein of 162 amino acids. The record is from RefSeq and is a predicted model, not a curated record. NCBI's taxonomy places the organism in Eukaryota, Metazoa, Nematoda, Chromadorea, Rhabditida, Rhabditidae.